Phragmites australis (common reed) is the source of this 3149-nucleotide messenger RNA. Its product is annotated as leucine--tRNA ligase, chloroplastic/mitochondrial. The transcript has 20 exons. NCBI's taxonomy places the organism in Eukaryota, Viridiplantae, Streptophyta, Magnoliopsida, Poales, Poaceae. The record is from RefSeq and is a predicted model, not a curated record. Gene Ontology annotation, biological process: leucyl-tRNA aminoacylation. Gene Ontology annotation, cellular component: cytosol. Gene Ontology annotation, molecular function: ATP binding; aminoacyl-tRNA deacylase activity; leucine-tRNA ligase activity. The coding region runs from base 69 to 2921 and encodes 950 amino acids.
UUAUAUUUGGCAACCACAGCCCGCUCCCGCGGCCACUCCUCUUCCUGCCCCCUCUCCUCUCCAACCCGAUGGCCCUAACGCUGCAAUGGCCGCUCCAACUCCAGCUCCAGGCGCGGCCUCCCGCACUCGCCGCGGCCCACCGCCGCCGCCGCAUCCUCCUCCUCCCCGUCCGCCGCGCCCCGCCGCUCCGGGCUCGCUGCUGCGCCGGCGCCGGGGCCGGCACGGGGAAGGUGCAGGCGGCGGCGAGGAGGGCCUACCCGUACGACGAGAUCGAGCCGAGGUGGCAGACGCACUGGGAGGAGAACCGCACGUUCCGCACCCCAGACAUCGGCGACGGCCUCGACACCUCCAAGCCUAAGUGCUACAUCCUCGACAUGUUCCCCUACCCCAGUGGGGCUGGGUUGCAUGUUGGACACCCACUUGGAUACACGGCCACUGACAUUCUGUCGAGAUUCAAGCGCAUGAAAGGCUUCAAUGUUUUGCAUCCGAUGGGAUGGGAUGCAUUUGGUCUUCCUGCUGAGCAGUACGCUAUUGAGACAGGAACCCACCCUAAGAUUACCACUGAAAGGAACAUUGAACGCUUCCGCACACAGCUUAAAUCGUUAGGUUUUUCAUAUGACUGGGAUCGUGAAAUCUCUACGACAGAGCCAACUUACUAUAAGUGGACACAAUGGAUUUUCGUUCAACUAUUGAAAAGAGGACUGGCUUAUCAGGCCGAGGUACCGGUCAAUUGGUGCCCUGCUCUUGGAACUGUCCUGGCGAAUGAAGAAGUAGUAGAUGGUGUGAGUGAACGUGGUGGUUAUCCUGUUAUACGAAAGCCAAUGCGUCAGUGGAUGCUGAAGAUAACAUCUUAUGCUGAUCGACUUCUUGAAGAUUUGAAUGAUCUUGAUUGGCCUGAUAGCAUCAAAGAAAUGCAAAGAAAUUGGAUAGGGAGAUCGAAAGGUGCUGAGCUUGAAUUUUCUGCAGUUGACCAGGAAGGACAUGACCUAGGUGCCAAUUUGUUAGUUUACACAACAAGGCCUGACACAAUUUUUGGUGCAACAUAUCUUGUUGUGGCACCUGAGCAUGAUUUGUUGUCAUCUCUAACAUCUGAGGAACAACGAGUACACGUAGAGGAAUACAAAGAACUUGCAGCAAGAAAGAGUGAACUAGAAAGAACUGAUCUUCAGAAGGAAAAAACGGGUGUUUUCAGUGGUUCUUAUGCUAAGAACCCAGCAACUGGGGAAAUCAUUCCAAUAUGGGUUGCAGAUUAUGUUUUAGGAAGCUAUGGCACCGGGGCUAUAAUGGCAGUGCCUGCACAUGACUCCCGUGACCAUGAAUUCGCCAUGAAAUAUGAACUUCCAAUCAUUAAGGUUGUAAGUCCGCCCAAUGGCAAUUGUGAUCCAGUGGAGGCAUAUGCAGAUGAUGGUAUCAUGAUAAACUCAUCCAACUCUUCAUCUGGAUUAGAUAUUAACGGAAUUCUUUCCCAAGAUGCUGCUAUGAAAGUUAUUGAGUGGGUAGAGAGUAAUGGUUUUGGAAAGAAAAAGGUAAACUACAAGCUUCGAGAUUGGCUUUUUGCCAGACAGCGCUAUUGGGGGGAGCCUUUUCCUGUUAUUUACCUUGAUGAUACCAAUGAAAUGGUGCCUCUUUCAGAAAAUGAGUUGCCUCUAACUCUUCCUGAAUUGGAUGACUUCACUCCCACUGGUACUGGGGAGCCGCCUUUGACCAAAGCAACAAAUUGGGUUAGAACCAUCGAUCCUUUAUCUGGGAAGCCUGCAAGAAGAGAAACAAGCACCAUGCCACAAUGGGCUGGAUCAUGCUGGUACUAUUUGAGAUUCAUGGAUCCCAAAAAUUCCAGUAUUUUGGUUGAUAAGGCUAAAGAAAGGUAUUGGGGUCCAGUUGACAUCUAUGUUGGUGGUGCUGAACAUUCUGUCUUGCACUUGCUUUAUGCGAGAUUUUGGCAUAAGGUUCUGUAUGAUAUGGGCAUAGUCUCCACUAAAGAGCCCUUCAAGUGCCUGAUAAAUCAAGGAUUAAUACUAGGAGAAGUUGAGUAUACUGCAUAUAGACACAACGAAGGCAGAUGGGUUUCUGCAGACUCGAACUCAAGUUUGAUUGAUUGCUACCAAGAAAAAGUACCUGCAGAUAAGGUUACAAAAGUUGGAGAUCAUUAUGUGCUAAAGGAUGAUCCAAACAUUCGUCUAAAUGCCCGUGCCUACAAAAUGAGUAAAAGUCGAGGGAAUGUCAUCAACCCUGAUGAUGUGGUUUCAGAAUAUGGUGCUGAUUCUCUUCGCUUAUAUGAAAUGUUCAUGGGGCCAUUAAGAGAUUCAAAAACAUGGAGCACCGGGGGAAUUGAAGGUGUGCAUCGGUUUCUGGGAAGGACUUGGAGACUCAUAGUUGGCCCACCAUUACCUGAUGGAUCAUAUAAUGAUGGUACCAUGACUACUGGAGAUGAACCAACCUUGGAUCAGCUUCGAGUUCUUCACAAAUGUAUUGCAAGGGUCUCAGAGGAAAUUCAAGAAACAAGAUUUAACACUGCAAUUUCUGCAAUGAUGGAGUUUGUGAAUGCUGCAUACAAGUGGGAAACGCAACCAAAGUCUGUUAUUGAAUCCUUUGUUCUGCUGCUUUCACCCUUUGCACCACACUUGGCUGAGGAGCUUUGGUUCCGCCUUGGACACUCACAAUCAUUGGCCUAUGAACACUUUCCAGAGGCAAAAAGUGAGUACCUGGAGGAAUCAAAGCUUGUACUCCCCGUCCAAAUCAAUGGGAAGACCAGGGGUACAAUCCUUGUUGACAAAGCGUGUUCUGAGGAUGAUGCAUUCCAAAUAGCAGCCUCAGAUGAGAAACUCUCCAAAUAUUUUGCUGGAAAGGGCAUCCGGAAGAGAAUUUAUGUGCCUGGAAGGAUCUUGAAUGUUAUCCUAGAUCAACAAAAGGCAAGGACCUGAUAAUUGCUCUUGCUUUUCCGUUGACCUUGCUAAGAAUCCUUGAGGAGUAGUUGGUAGAGAUUAUGGAGACUUAACAAAUCUGUAAAUUCUGAUCCUUUUAUAACAUUUGCAGUUACUGCAAAUUUGUGGAAUCAUGAUUUAUUUGCAAGGAACCUUUUUUGUCCUCUUGGAAUACAAUUUCCAUUGGAGAUCAGAAGAAGCUUUUUAAUAAAGUGAAAUUCAAGGUUA